Urocitellus parryii (Arctic ground squirrel) is the source of this 1038-nucleotide messenger RNA. RefSeq names its product PTTG1 interacting protein (gene Pttg1ip). NCBI's taxonomy places the organism in Eukaryota, Metazoa, Chordata, Mammalia, Rodentia, Sciuridae. Gene Ontology annotation, biological process: protein import into nucleus. Gene Ontology annotation, cellular component: cytoplasm; nucleus. The record is from RefSeq and is a predicted model, not a curated record.
CCGCGGCCUUCCGGGCAGAGGCCGCAGGGCUGGUGUCGGAGUAGGCUCGCGUCCGAACUGCUGACCGGCCGACCGACCAUGGCGCCCAGCGGGACUCGCGGGCCGACGCCGCGCUGGGCACUGCCCUUCGCCGGCGCCGCGCUGGUUCUGCUGCUCAUCCCGGCGGCCGCCGCGCAGGAGCCGCUCAGAGUCGGUUGUUCUCAGUACACAAACAGAUCCUGUGAGGAGUGCCUGAAGAAUGUCUCUUGUCUGUGGUGCAACGCUAAUAACGCCUGCUUGGAAUACCCCGUCAGAAAAAUACUGCCCCCUGCCUCUCUCUGUAAGCUGAGCUCUGCACGCUGGGGCGUUUGCUGGGUGAACUUCCAGGCCUUGAUCAUCACCAUGUCAGUGUUGGGGGGCAUCAUCCUCCUGGGCAUCACUGUUUGCUGCUACUGCUGCUGCCGGCGGAAGAGGAGUCAGAAACCAGAUAAGGGCGAAGAGCGGGCCAUGAGAGAGCAGGAAGAAAGGAGGGUCCGGCAGGAGGAGAGGAGAGCUGAGAUGAAGUCAAGACACGACGAAAUCAGAAAAAAAUAUGGUUUGUUUAAAGAACAAAACCCAUAUGAGAAGUUUUAGGACGACUGCGUGUGUGUCCGAAAGAUUAGGCGGUCCUGGGCCCUCCUGCAGGCUCAUGCUGCCCAGCACAGGUCAGGAGCCCGCUGCACCCUGGGCUAGCCUCCAGCAGAGUCCUGGAAGCUGCCCUGAGAGGACAAUCCUGCUCUUGCCCUGUCGGCUGUGGCCUUCUGUCCCUCCUGCCUCUGUUCUGUAUUUAGCUGCUCGAGACAUUAAUCUUGCGGGGCCCUUGCUGUUUUCCUUUCACUGUUGUCUGCCUGUCUUGGUCUACAAGCUGAUGACCAGGUGAGCAGCCCACAGUCCGAUGUGCCAGCAGUUCUGCUGCAGCAGCAGAGGUCCCGAGGGCCUCUCUCCACCAGCAAGCUUCACACAGUGAUGGGGACAGUCACCUUCACUGUGUCAUGGGCGAACUGAGCAAGACAUUCUCAU